CUUUGGCGCACCCAGUGUCCACGUUUCGUCAAUUGGCACGAGAAAAAUUUAACUACAAAACUGAAUGACCGGACGCAUGAGCCGACUAGGCAAACCACCACCAAUUUAAGCCGCCCCCCUGUGGCUUAAUAACAACUUGAAAAGAGUGUUUAGCCACGCAUCGACAACCGGAGGACGCAAGCGCACGAGAGAGAUGGUUGCCAAUUCACAUUCUGCGUGCUUUAUAUACUCAUCAAUCACAUGUCAUCAGCCCUCCCUCAUCUCCAGUUUGCACCAACUCAAAUAGCGCAGCCACAGCUUCCUCCUAACAAGAAGGCGCACUCUCGUGCUUGUGCGUGUCGUCUCAUGCUCUGGCCACACACGAGCAGGUCUGCCGGUACGGUGUGCGCAAGGCAUGAACACGUACAUGUCUCUCUCCUUGGAGAGCAGCAGCAGCACCACCACCAGCAGCGUGGUCCGCGACGUCGCCACGCCCGCGCCUCUGUCCAGCGGUGCCAGUGCCUCGUCGUAUCCACGGGCGGGCGCGGGCAUGGGCAUGGGCACGUCGCUCUCCCUGGCCAGCGCCGCGGCGGCGGCGCACGGGCACGGACAGUACCUCCCCCUCAACGAGGAUGACUCCCUGGAGAUGGUCCUCUUCGACGUGCUCCGCGAGGCAUCCGGCUCCGCUGCGGCGCCCACCACCUACCAGCCGCCGGCCUCGUCGUUGCCUACGCUGAAGAAGGCGCUCGCUUCCGGCGCCGCCGCGCGCAAGGGCGGCGGCGGCGGCGUCGGUUGCAGCAGCAGGGCAGCGCACGCGCCGAAGGCGGCCACAACGGGGCGGCACUACCGCGGGGUGAGGCGGCGGCCGUGGGGCAAGUACGCCGCGGAGAUCCGUGACCCCGCGCGGCACGGGGCGCGGCUCUGGCUCGGCACCUUCGCCACGGCCGAGGAGGCCGCCGCGGCGUACGACCGCGCCGCGUUCCGCAUGCGGGGCGCCAAGGCGCUGCUCAACUUCCCGCCGGCGGUCGCGGGCUGCGGGAACGCCGCAACCGCCACGGCGGAGCAGGCUGCUGGGGUGACGGAAGCCAAGUGAACGGCGAAUGCGAUCUCAAAGAAAACAACGGAUCAUUGGCAGCUGAUGAGUGAUAUUAGUCAGUCAGUCCGUUGACCAGAGUGGCAUGGUAGCGAUCGGCCGAUCGCUCUUCUCGUUGUAUGUGAGGACAUGCCUUGAACUGUGACGGGUUGAAUUUGAGGGGAUAAGAUAGCCAAACAACUCCAAUGUUUCUUUUUUUGUAUUUUGAGAUCCUUCAACAUUUGGUUUGGGGGCGAACGUGCACGAUCUUAUUUUUGGAUAUAUUUAUUAAUCGAGAAUGAAUAUAUACAUAGGUCAAGAUGAAAACACGAAUGCUUAGUUUAAUGAA
Messenger RNA from Sorghum bicolor (sorghum), 1400 nucleotides. RefSeq names its product pathogenesis-related genes transcriptional activator PTI5. NCBI's taxonomy places the organism in Eukaryota, Viridiplantae, Streptophyta, Magnoliopsida, Poales, Poaceae. The record is from RefSeq and is a predicted model, not a curated record. Gene Ontology annotation, molecular function: DNA binding; DNA-binding transcription factor activity. The transcript has a single exon. Gene Ontology annotation, biological process: ethylene-activated signaling pathway; regulation of DNA-templated transcription. The coding region runs from base 395 to 1072 and encodes 225 amino acids.